This is a messenger RNA of Lucilia sericata (common green bottle fly), 3146 nucleotides long. RefSeq names its product periodic tryptophan protein 2 homolog. Gene Ontology annotation, molecular function: protein binding. The coding region runs from base 133 to 3063 and encodes 976 amino acids. NCBI's taxonomy places the organism in Eukaryota, Metazoa, Arthropoda, Insecta, Diptera, Calliphoridae. The record is from RefSeq and is a predicted model, not a curated record. Gene Ontology annotation, biological process: maturation of SSU-rRNA from tricistronic rRNA transcript (SSU-rRNA, 5.8S rRNA, LSU-rRNA); ribosomal small subunit assembly. Gene Ontology annotation, cellular component: small-subunit processome; Pwp2p-containing subcomplex of 90S preribosome. The transcript is spliced from 10 exons.
GCAUCCCAUUUUUGUCACUGCACGUGUGUUUUGACAUUGUUUACAUUUUUUUCUUUUAAACAAGUGCGGUUUUUUAUUUGUUUGCUAAUUUAUAAAAAAUUUAAUAGAAAUUAAACAAAAUUUUAAAUAAAAAUGAAGUUUUCCUAUAAAUUUUCCAAUUUAUUGGGCACCAUAUAUCGCAAUGGUAAUUUGCUUUUUACACCCGAUGGAAAUUCCAUAAUAAGUGCCGUGGGCAAUAGAUUAACUUUAUAUGAUCUGAAAAACAACAAAGCCUCUACCCUGUCCUUGGAGUCAUUGUAUAAUUACCAAAGUUUGGCCUUGUCUCCCGAUGGCAGUUUGUUGUUGGCGGUUAAUGAACGUGGUCAGGCUCAACUAAUAAGUAUGGUGUCUUGUACCGUCAUACAUCAGCAUAAAUUCCAACAUGCCGUCCAGUGUGUGGCCUUUAGUCCCAAUGGUGCACAUUUUGCUGUGGCUAUGCAAAAUUUGAUAUUUAUUUUUAAAGCUCCUGGUGAGAUAACCGGUGAAUAUAAUCCUUUUGUUUUGGAACGUCACUAUUUGGGUGGUUAUGAUGAUGUUACCUGCCUCGAUUGGUCUUCAGACUCACGUUUCCUUAUAGUAGGCUGUCGUGAUAAUUCAUCCAAAGUUAUAGCCAUAAAACAUAUGAAUAAAUUCCGCACUUACAUUCUGGGAGGUCAUACAGAUGCAAUGGUGGCUUGUUUCUUUGAAAAUAAUAGUUUACAUGCCAAUACCAUAAGUCGUAACGGUCAAUUGUGUUUGUGGGAAUGUAGUUUGGAACCUUCUGACAUAGAAGAAAGAACGCGUUAUGAACACAAGGAUGGACAACAAUUAUCCUUGCAAAAGAAAAGAACUAAACCCUCAGGCACUGAAUCAGCUGAAGAAUCUGAAGAUGAUGUAGAAAAUACAGUGGAAAAACGUAAUAGUAACAUGACCGGUGAAGACAAUUUACCAGAAAAUAUGGUGGAUGAGAAUGACAUUAAGGAUGAAGAUGUUAAGAAAGGACAUCCGUUUUACUAUAAAAAAUUGGCCCGUCACUACUUGGCCGAUGAGCCACGUAAAGAACACCGUGAUGCUGUUUUGACUACCGCUCAUUAUAAUCGUCAAACCAAGGUUUUGGUGGUGGGCUUUAGCACUGGCUCUUUUUAUCUCUACGAAUUGCCCGAGGUUAAUAUGAUACAUUCUUUAAGUAUAUCGGAUUAUGCCAUUUCCUCGGCUUUGUUUAACAACACUGGCGAUUGGGUGGCCUUGGCUUCUAGGGAAAUGGGUCAGUUGUUAGUUUGGGAAUGGCAGUCAGAGCAAUAUAUCAUGAAACAGCAGGGUCAUAGCAGAGAAAUGGCUUGUGUAGCCUAUUCUCCCGACGGCCAGUAUAUAGCAACCGGAGGCGAGGAUUCUAAAGUAAAAUUAUGGAAUACCCAAAGUGGUUUCUGUUUUGUUACAUUCUCCGAACACACCAGCGGUGUGACAGGUGUACAAUUCAGUCGUGGUAAAAAGUUUUUGGUCAGUUGUUCUUUGGAUGGUACUGUUAGGGCUUUUGAUAUAAUACGUUACCGUAACUUCCGUACCUUUACCUCUCCCACCCCUGUACAAUUUUCCUGUGUGGCCAUGGACUACUCGGAUGAAUUAGUGGUGGCUGGCGGUUUAGAUGUUUUUGAGUUGUAUUUAUGGUCUGUUAAAUUGGGUACUUUAUUGGAGGUAAUAAGUGGCCAUGAGGGUCCUAUUUCUUCCAUUGCCUUUGCUCCUGUAGCUUCUUCUUCAACUUUGGUUUCCGGCUCUUGGGAUAAAACCAUUAAAAUCUGGAAUUGUUUGGAAAAUAAAUCGGAACAUGAAACUAUUGAUUUACUGUCUGAUGUUACCUGUGUGGCUUUUAGUCCUAAUGGAGAAAAUGUGGCUGUGGCUACUUUAAAUAGCAAUAUUGUAGUAUUCGAUGUUAAAACUGCCUCACAGAUAAGCACUAUAGAGGGACGCAAUGAUUUGGAUAGUGGUCGUUUGGAUACGGAUGUUAUCACCGCCAAAAAGAAUAAAUUGGGAAAAUACUUUUCAUCUUUGGAAUACUCCGCAGAUGGUGAAUGCAUAUUGGCUGGUGGCAAAUCCCAUGUAAUUUGUAUAUAUCACGUUAAGGAAGCCAUGCUUUUGAAAAAAUUCCAAAUAACACAAAAUCUUAGUUUUGAUGGUUUGAAUGAAUUUAUAAAUCGCCGCAAUUUAACUGAGUUUGGCAAUAUGGCUCUGGUUGAACAAAGAGAAGAGCUAGAGGGUGGUAAUGUGGCCAUACGUUUACCGGGCGUACAAAAAGGCGACAUGGCAGCGCGUAAUUUUAAGCCAGAAGUUAAAGUAUUUUCAGUGAAAUUUUCACCCACAGGUCAAGCCUUUGCCGCCGCCUGUACAGAGGGUUUGUGUAUAUACACUUUGGAUAAGGGAGUUGUAUUUGAUCCCUUCGAUUUGUCUUUGGAGGUCACACCCAAAGCUAUUAAGGAGUCUUUAAAGGCUAAAAACUAUUCUAAAGCUUUAAUAAUGGCUUUGAAAUUAAAUGAAAAUAAUUUAAUAACUUUGGCCAUAGAAUCAAUACCCUAUCAAGACAUUAAACUUAUCUGUUCUACCCUGCCCAAUCAAUAUGCCCAUCGUUUGUUGCAAAUAUUGGCUAAACUUUUACAGACCUCUCCACAUGUAGAAUUCUAUUUGCAAUGGUGUUGCUGUCUAUUAUUCAGUCAUGGCAAUAAAGAUGGUGUUUUCCAACAUACUUCCCUGUUAGCUUUACAUGAAUCUAUUUCUAGGAAAUAUGAAAGUCUUAAUAGAAUCUGUGAUUUUAAUAAAUUCACCAUACGUUCUCUAUUGAAAACGGCGCAUACUAGAAAUACACAAAAUAAAGAUAAACUUGAUCAGUUAAAAUCUACUAAAGACCAUAAUGAUAACGACGAUGAUGAUGAAGUAGAGGAGGAGGAGGAUGAUGAGGAUAUGUUGCUUAUAAAGACUUCGACAAAAGAAACAGAUGAAUUUGCUGAAGAGAGCGAGGAGGAGGAAAGUAGUGAGGAUGACGUUGAGAGUGACUAAAUAUGUUGUAUAAAUUUAAGUUUAAAUUUUCUACCGGCCAGUAAUAAAGUUGAAGAAAACCAAAUACAAAAUUUUAAAACAAA